This is a messenger RNA of Ilex paraguariensis (yerba mate), 1489 nucleotides long. NCBI's taxonomy places the organism in Eukaryota, Viridiplantae, Streptophyta, Magnoliopsida, Aquifoliales, Aquifoliaceae. The record is from the annotation of a GenBank genome assembly.
CUAUAUUAAAGCUUGCCCACCCCCGUUCCUCCAUUCCUUUACCCAAAAAAACUUGGCCAAGUUUCCAUCUCUCUCAUCCCUCCAAUAGAUUACACAGUUGUCUACAACACAACCUACUUUUUUGAGCUUUUCCACCACUAAAAAACAGUAAUUAACGUUUGUUGCUUUUCUUGUUUUUGGAUUGUUGUAGAUCCACAAAGAAGAAAAAAGAUGAUUCAAGAACUGUUAGGAGGUGCUGGAUUAUUAGGAGAGAGAAAAAUCUCUGUUCCUGGAGCCCUACAAGGCUCCCCUUCUCUCUCUCCUUCUCCUUCUCCUUCACCUUCACCAUCUCCUUCUUCUUCUACUACUGCCCAUACCAGUACAACAACGUCGGAAAAUCAGAAUCUGAGAUGCCCACGAUGCGAUUCUUCGAAUACCAAGUUCUGUUACUACAACAACUACAACCUCACUCAGCCUCGUCACUUCUGCAAGACUUGCCGGCGAUAUUGGACCAAAGGAGGAGCCCUUCGGAAUGUUCCCAUCGGCGGCGGUUGCCGGAAAAACAAAAACACUAGUGUUACAACACCGGUCGGAAAGUCAAGCGCCGGAAAGAUGAAGACCAUGUCCUCAGAGUUUGGAAAAUCGGGUUUUAUUAGUGGGUUCGAUCAUGAGCUUCCACCGAAUCCUAUUCUAUGGGCCUCACCGCAGAGUUCUCAUCUUCUCUCCUUGCUGAGAGCAACCCAAAACCCUAACCCUAAUCCAAUCUCAAACUUCAUUACUAUGAAAGAUGAAGGUGUUAUGAUUGGAACCCACAUGGUCUCAGAGCCAAUGGUUGGUUCUGGACAUCCUGGUCCAUUGAAUGCUCGGGCUCUUGGUUUUGAUCCUAUGAACCAGGCUCCGUCCAUAGGUCUGUGCAGCUCUUUCUGGAGAAAUAAUCAAAAUCAAGCUCAACAGCACCAGCAAAACCACCAGAUUCAACAGCAAAGUGGUUUCGUUCUGAGUGAAGUUCAAAACACGGGGUUUCAAGAACUGUAUCAGAGACUCAAAUCAUCAACUGGGUAUUACCCAGAACACUCACCAGUGCUUCUCGGUAAUGUGGCUUCCUCAUCUUCACCUGCUUCAACCAUUUUGGACUCAGCUCCAGUUGCUGGAGCUGAAUUGGGCUACUGGAACAAUCCAACGCUUUCAUGGUCUGACUUACCAACAACCAAUGGUGCAUAUCCUUAAGAGCCCUUUUUUUAUAUAUUCACUUUCAACUUCAUAAGAUAGGGAUUGUUGAUUAAUGUUGUGGUCGUUUUGGGUGUGGCAUAUGAGCAUGGUUUUAGCAUUAGUUUGUGUCUUUGUUUCUCUCUCUUAUGUAUGCGUGUUUUCUAGGUGUGUUUGGUUUAUGAGGUUGUAUUAAGGAACCCCAAAAGUGUUAAAAAUGGAAGGUUUUAGGUGUUUCUGUGUGCUUUCUUGAUGUUGCAUGGCGUUUAUCUAACGGGCAAUGCUGCUGAGAACCUAAUUUAGG